Volvox carteri f. nagariensis is the source of this 815-nucleotide messenger RNA. RefSeq lists its product as uncharacterized. The record is from RefSeq and is a predicted model, not a curated record. Lineage: Eukaryota; Viridiplantae; Chlorophyta; Chlorophyceae; Chlamydomonadales; Volvocaceae. The coding region runs from base 138 to 341 and encodes 67 amino acids. Gene Ontology annotation, molecular function: transmembrane protein transporter activity. Gene Ontology annotation, biological process: protein targeting; post-translational protein targeting to membrane, translocation. Gene Ontology annotation, cellular component: membrane; Ssh1 translocon complex. The transcript has 3 exons.
GCCAAUUUAGCAAACUUGUGCCAAUUGUCAUAUAUUGCAUUGUUUAACUAUUUGGAGGGUUGCUCUACCUUCACAGCUGUUCCACCCGCAUUUCCAAAGAGCCUGCUUUCUGUAAAUUGUGAUAUCACCUCGCAGACAUGGACGUAGGAGAGGUCGUGUACAGGCCUUUGAAGGAUUUUGCUAAGAACAGCGCGCGCCUUGUGAAGCGCUGCACCAAGCCAGAUCGUAAAGAGUUCAUGAAAGUUUGCUCACGGACUGCUGUUGGUUUCAUCGUAAUGGGGUUCAUCGGCUUCUUCGUGAAGUUGCUCUUCAUCCCUAUUAAUCAAGUGAUCAUGUCGUGAGAUCUCCCGGGCAGUACGUGGGAAUCCAAGGAAGUGUGCGCAACGCGCAUGGACUGACAAUGUACCAAGUAACAAAUCUACCGCUGCGGAUGCGGUUUGUGGUCUGUGCGGACUUCGCAACCGCGCCGCGGGGCACCUGCUCUCGAGGGUUUGCAAAUGGAGCAUCAUGGUCCUGCAAGGCACUGACGGAUGCAUCAUCGGACUUCGUAGAGACAUAGUCAAAGGGUAUAGCUAUUGGGAGUUCAACUAAGGUGCCGGCGGAGUUGGGGUGACGAAGGAUAAGGGAUGUGUUUUCCCCUUAUCGCCACUUUUUUGAAAGCCAUCAGUGCUUUGAUGCCAUGGAUGCGCUGGCGCGUGCAAUGGAUAUGUGUGUACUAUAUCCUGAAGAUGGCAAUGUGUGUUCAUCUGCUUAACACUAUUUGUUCGGCCCCGGGCUGUCGUAGCACAGCUCAUGCCUGUAAAUAUAAAGUGCAG